Erinaceus europaeus (western European hedgehog) is the source of this 3950-nucleotide messenger RNA. RefSeq names its product zinc finger and BTB domain containing 8A (gene ZBTB8A). Bases 349 to 1677 code for a protein of 442 amino acids. The record is from RefSeq and is a predicted model, not a curated record. Lineage: Eukaryota; Metazoa; Chordata; Mammalia; Eulipotyphla; Erinaceidae. Gene Ontology annotation, molecular function: protein binding; DNA-binding transcription factor activity, RNA polymerase II-specific; RNA polymerase II cis-regulatory region sequence-specific DNA binding. The transcript is spliced from 6 exons. Gene Ontology annotation, biological process: regulation of transcription by RNA polymerase II.
CCAAAUUCCCCAGAUCCUAGAAAUCCAGCCCUUCGGCCCUCCAGAGGCGUCUUUCUCAACGUAAAGCACAAUUUGAAACAUAAGCUCCUGAUUAAACAGUGAUUCCAUAGGCAACUGCGAGGGAGCCUGGACACCCCUGGGCCUAGAGAAGGGCGCAAAGGAGCAGCUUCGAAAAGGGCUAUUUCCCCCGCCGGGAACCAGGACUCUACCCCGGCCAGCGCGCGACCCGCCGGAGCGUCGCGGCCCGCGGGCAGUUCUUAGACAGACUGUGUUUGACUUGGGAUCUGCUUUUUGCUUCAUUCAGUCAGCUCUGCGGGGUUCUAAGAGCAACAUUUCUAGUUUCCCAGAAUGGAGAUCUCCUCUCAUCAGUCUCACCUCCUGCAGCAACUGAAUGAGCAGCGCAGGCAAGACGUAUUUUGUGACUGCAGCAUUUUAGUUGAAGACAAGGUCUUCAAGGCACACCGGAAUGUGUUGUUUGCCAGUAGUGGCUACUUUAAAAUGUUUCUUUCCCAGAAUUCAAAGGAGACAAGUCAGUCAACCACAGCUACAUUUCAGGCUUUCUCCCCUGACACAUUUACUGUGAUCCUGGACUUUGUCUAUUCCGGCAAACUCUCUCUUACUGGUCAGAAUGUCAUAGAAGUGAUGUCAGCUGCUAGCUUCCUUCAGAUGACUGAUGUCAUUAGUGUAUGUAAGACUUUUAUUAAAUCUUCUCUAGACAUCAGUGAGAAGGAAAAGGAUCGUUAUUUCAGUCUCUCUGAUAAAGGUGCUAAUUCAAAUGGUAUAGAACGCUCUUCUUUUUAUAGCAGUGGCUGGCAAGAAGAAAGCAAUUCUCCACAUCCUCACCUAAGCCCGGAUCAAGGACCAAGUAUAAUAAGUGGAAAGUCUUGGAGUAAAUAUAAUUAUCAUCCAGGAUCCCAAAGGAAUACUCAACAAGCUUUGGCCAAGAAUGAACAAAGGAAAGAUCCCAUUAAAAAGUCCAGACAGUUGAGAUUAUCACAGACUUCUGAAGUUUCUCAUUAUAAACCAAACAAACAGAACACACAAACAUCUGAUUCUUCCAGCCACAUCUCCCAGUCAGAAGAACAAAUACACCCUAAUACUGAAAUGGACUCUACUCCGAUUGCUUAUCAGUAUGGUGGUCAAGGACCGGAUAUUACAUCCCGAAGUUUUCCAGAUGACCUGCCCAGGAUGCGAUUCAAGUGCCCGUACUGCACACACGUGGUAAAGCGGAAAGCGGACCUCAAACGCCACCUUCGCUGUCAUACGGGAGAAAGGCCUUAUCCAUGUCAAGCUUGUGGGAAAAGAUUCAGCAGACUAGACCAUCUAAGUAGCCAUUUUCGAACAAUUCACCAGGCAUGCAAAUUAAUCUGCAGGAAAUGUAAACGUCAUGUGACAGAUCUGACAGGACAAGUGGUACAGGAAGGAACCAGGCGCUACAGACUCUGUAAUGAGUGCCUUGCUGAAGUUGGCGCAGACAGCCUCCCCAUUGAUUUAGAAGCUGAACAGCAUCUUAUGUCCCCGUCUGAUGGAGAGAAGGAUUCCAGAUGGCACUUGAGUGAAGAUGAGAACAGAUCAUAUGUGGAAAUUGUAGAGGAUGGGUCUGCUGAUCUGGUCAUACAACAGGUUGAUGAUAGUGAAGAAGAAGAGGAAAAAGAAGUAAAGCCCAACAUUAGGUAGCUGUGAUAUGAACCAAUAAUUGGCAUCUGCAACUUUCUUCCUGUGUCUCUCAUUCCAUGGCCAGAGUCUGGUUAGCAAGCUUAUCAGUCAGGCUGGCUUAAAAAUGGUGACCUUGCAUGCUUUCUGAACUGGCCAUUAUAUUCAUUCUGAAUUUUGCUGCCCUAAAAUGUGCUGCACUGUAAAGAAAGACCUCCCUGGAUUUGAUACGACAGAUAAGUAACUAAUCCUCUUGGUUUUAUCACAGAGAUACUUUUUCUUUUUAAUAUUGGAAAGUCUACAUAGCAAACAUUUUUCAAAGGAUAUAUAUUUUAAAUAAAGUUACGACUGAACUUUAUAUAAUUUCAAGAUCUUUCAAAAAUGCAUGAACCACCAAUAUCAAAAUUUCACGGGGAACCAAGAAAAAGCUCAUUUCAGAGUCUAGCAAAUCCACCUGAGUAAACCAACAGGUCUGUUAACUUCAGGUCUAAAGCAACAUACCACUGUCCCAAAAUCCCGCAACUGGCAGAAAACCAAUCUAAAACAUCUGAAGUCCUCCAUUUUUAUGUUUUGUCAAAUUAAAAAUUACUUUUAUGUUAUCAGUAUUAAAAACAAAAACCUUGAAGCUGACAAGAAAUUAUUUACAGGCAUAAUUUUCUUAAUGCACAGAAAUUAAUACUGCCUGAAAGUCAGAAUAGUCUUUGAAGAUAAUCUGUUGAUAUAAUCUUUUCUCCCUUAAGAAAACUUGAGGUUCUUAAAGAAUUAUUUAAAAGAUGUUAAUUUAUUAUUAGAAAGAGGAACAUGGGGGCCUGGUGGUGGUGCACUGGGUUAAGUGCACAUAGGACAAAGUGUAAGGACUCCCUCAAGGAUCCAGAGUUCAAGGCCCCUGCGUUGCUUCACAAGUGGUGAAGCAGGUCUGCAGGUGUCUUCUGUCUCUCUUUUUUCUUUUUACCAGAGCACUGCUUAGCUCUGGCUGAUGGUGGUACAGGGGAUUGAACCUGGGACACUGGAGCCUCAGGCAUGAGAGUGACUUUGUAUAACCAUUAUGCUAUCUACCCCUGCCCCUCACUUCCCCUCCCUAUCAUCACCUCCCCUCACAAUUUCUUAUGAAAAAAAUUUUUUAAAUGACCUCCAGGAGCAGUGGAUUCGUAAUGUAAGCACCAAGCCCCAGCGAUAACUCUGGAAACAAACAAACAAAAAAAAAAAACAAAAAAGGAGAUUAUUUGGUAUAUGCGGUGUUAGGGCUUAAAUUUGGAACCUCAUAUUUGAGAAUCCAGUGCUUUCUUUAUCCACUAUGCCACCUCCCAGAAUGCUCUUAGCAAUUCCCAAGAAUAAUCUCUUAACUUUUGUGUAUCAGUAUAUCUUUUUUUUUUUCUUUAAUUGCUAAUUAUCACUGGGCCUUGCUGCUGCACUAUGAAUCCACCACUACCUGUGGCCAUUUUUUCCUUCUUCCUUUUUUUUUUUUUUUAUCCUGUUUUUAUUGAAUAGGACAGAGAAGAAUUGAGAGGGGAAGGGAGGUAAAGAGGGAGACAGAAAGAUAGGCACCAGCAGACCUGCUUCACCACUUGUGAAGUGUUCCCCCUGCUGGGGUUGGGGGAGCAGGUUAACCCGGUGUGCCACCACCCACCACCCCUCCCCCAGUAUGUCAUUUAUAUAAUACUUUCAGACAUUUUCUCACUUAACAAGGUUGGCAUCUCUAAUUUAAAAUUUUACUUUAAAAAAUAAAAUUUUAAACUAUUUGUUCAGAUAAAAUAGAACCCUGAUUAAAAUAAAGUUUUAAGUGGUGGAAUUGAUGACUGGUCAUGUUUGGAUUUUAAACAGUUCUCUUUCAGCUGUCUGUCUCCUAAAGUGGCGUAGAAUGGAAGUCACACCUCCCCCAAUAAAUAAACUUAUCAGAAGUGGAAAGUUGAAAGAGGGAUUUAAUUUUCAACAGUGCUCAACCUCGUGAACUGUGGUUAUGCAAAUAGCGCUAUGUCCCCACAGUGCCUAUUGGCAUCUUAGUAUAUCAUUGGUUAUAUGUAAAUUUCAUAUAAGUCAUUGUAUCUUUAAGCAUUUCUGUUUAUCUUGUUUAUCAAAAAUGAAUUUUCUCUCACGGGAUACAAAGCGUAAACUGGUCUCCUAUAUGAAUUAUUAAACAUUCCAAAAUUAGUUAAAUUGGAAAAGCAUUAUUUUAAUUUUACAGAUAAAAAUCUAAAUACUAGAAGUAAGGAACUGAGCAUCAUAAAGGUCUCAGCAAGUUAUUUCAAGCAAUUUUGAUAUAAUUUACCCUUAAUAGAGGUUCCUUGUAUUCUUUAUUU